Molecule: messenger RNA, 3385 nt
Organism: Mya arenaria
Lineage: Eukaryota; Metazoa; Mollusca; Bivalvia; Myida; Myidae
Product: interferon-induced protein 44-like
Exons: 6
Coding region: 199-1656 (485 amino acids)
Source: RefSeq, a predicted model, not a curated record
GGGAACUUUUGGUUUGGUAAUAGUGCAUGUUAUCCUUAGUAAAUUAGAGUAGUCGUUCUUUCUUAAGAACACAUAACAAGGAAGUAAAUAAAGAUAUCAAAAUUGUAUAUUUUAAUAAAAUUAGGGCAUUUGGAAGAACCGAUAGCGUUUCAUGAAAUAUAUUUCUCAAGAUACAUCAACUGAAGUUUGAAUUAAAAUAUGGAUAAGCGUUUAACAGAAAAAGACUUUGAUCAGGUUGAAACAUGGAUCGGAACUGGACCCAAAACAUUCAAUCUGCUGUACAGUAUAACAAGGGAUGGCUGUGACGCGAGUGUGUUUCAUCAGAAAUGUGACAACCAAGGACCAACACUCACAGUCUUGUACAACAAGGAGGGUUCCGUGUAUGGAGGUUACACCGGAGCCAGCUGGCAAUCAACUCAAACCCUUUUAAAUAAAACCGACGACGCGGCAUUUCUAUAUCAGUUGUAUUUUUCUGGCAAUAAGAUCUCGAAGAAAUUUCCAUUAAAGAGUGGACAGACAGCGGUUUGUUCAUAUGCCGGUCAUGGGCCAAUCUUUGGUUCCAGCUCAUUUACUGACUUAUAUGCAUUUACUGGUGUAUUACAAAAGUCUUCUUUGGAAGAAUACAACCUGAAUGGAAACAUGAGUACAAAAUUCGGUAAGAACUAUGAAACAGGAGGAACAACGUCCAAUGAAGUCAACAACGGACACAUCAGAGUGACAGAGUUGGAGGUUUACGCCGUCAAAGAUGGCCAAAGAAAAAAGCCAGAUAUGCCGACUCCAUGGCGGAAAACUGCAGAAUGGGGACCGGAGUUGCUUGAGAGUUUGAAAGAAGAGGUAAAAAGCAUCCAACCACCAGAAGAACUUGACGUGCCACAUUUCAACAUUCUAUUGAUUGGGCCCUUAGGCUCGGGUAAAUCGAGCUUCUGUAAUUUGGUGUCAUCUGUUUUUCGGGGGAGAAUAUCACACCGUGCAAGAGUUGGUGGAGACUCGGACAUCAGUACAACAACCAUGUUUACACCAUACACGUUUGGGGACAAAGCCAGUCUUCAGCUCUAUGACACGAGAGGCUUAGCGGAGACGGACACAUUGGACCUUACGCAAUGCAAUCACAUGUUGGAAGGUAACGUUCCGGACUUUUAUGAGAUGGCAUCGACGAGCCUGAUAUCAAAUGACGAUGCGGAUUUUCAGCAUAGGCCAAAGUUGAGCAACAAAACGCACUGUGUUGUAUUUGUUCUGGACGGUUCGACAGUGGACGACAUUUCAACGCCUAUGCUGCACAAAUUGAAAACGUAUCGGAAUCUGUUGAACAGAAAAGAGAUACCACAAGCCGUCUUAGUCACAAAGAUUGACAAACUCUGCGAUAAAACGGAUGCUAAUGUAAGUAGCACAUUCCUCAGCCAAACGGUCAAAGAGGUAGUCGAAAAAGUAUCAGAGCUGUUCAAAAUACCACGGAACAAUAUUUGGCCAAUUAAAAAUUAUGAAGAGGAAGUGGAAAGCGAUGAAAACAUCAACAUUCUUGCUUUGCUUGCUGUCCGACAGAUCCUGUUCUUUGCAGAGGAUUAUCUGGAAAAUAUGAACGUGAAACAAAGUAGGAGAGUUCAGAGAGGAAAGGCAAAGCAGGCUGAAGGUGAAGCGUUCGGGUCAGACACUGCUUAAAACAUAUAAUGAUAUGUUUUUCAGAAACUGAAUUUGUGUGGAACGUCGAUAUCAACUACGCAUGCCAAGUUCUCAGAUAAUUAACUAUACUAAAAUUGUAUAGCCGCAGUCUUAACAACGAUAUCGCCAUCGUAAAUGUGUAUGAUAUGACUAAAGAAUGACAUAUUAUAUAUGCGAUCGACUAUUCCGUUUAAUUUAAAACAUCAUUCAUAAUGCGUGUGUCCUUGAAUUUUUGUUUGUUAAAAUGUGUCCACAUAUUAUUGCUAACAAUCCUUGUAGAUAUCUUGGUACAUUAUGUUAUACUAUACUUGUUUAAGAUAUUACCCAUGCCAAAAAGUAGUAUGUUAAAGGUGAUGUGAAAAUAUAGUAUGUCUUUAAAAGCAUUUGUCAUGUGUGCAAAACGAAUCCAGAUAAUUAAAUCACUUUGAAAUAAAUUCUAAGUUAAAACUUUUAAUGAAAUCAGUUAGAUACCUAAUGAAAUGAUCGCAAUAUUAUAAAAUUAUAUUAGAGCAAGUAUGGUACGAGAUUUUUGGUAUUACGAAAUGGCGACAAAUAACACGCCCCAUGCCUGAACAAAAACUUCACUCCAUCAACAUAGCAUUUAUAUAGGAAUGGUUAUUAAUUAUUGCAUAAAAUGUGUGUUUUCGGUCCGUUAUCGUGGUGUGUUAAAACGCAAAACCUCUGGCGUUGUCGGUAGAAAACGUGCAUUAUUCAGUCAAUUCACGUGCCGUUAAUGACCGGCUUUUGGUUUUACAUAUGCGCUUCCAGGGCUAGCAUCAUAACAAUGGCAACUGAGCGACCUGGUUUCUGACCGAAAGUGUGUCAACGAUGCCAACUUUUGCACAAAAACAAAUUUCAGCAUAUAUAGCUGUAUACAAACAUCAACAAAUUAAAGAAACAGCAUUAUAAGUUGUUGUUUAUCUCCUACAUUAACAUACCAAUGCACAUACAUUUAGUCAUGUUAAAAACAUCAUUUUAACUUUAUGUUUGGUACGUGUUAGUAACAUAUUUAUAUUUUAUAAGAUAUAUAUAUGUACUGUGUUGUUUGUGGAGUUUUGUGCUUUUGUUCUAUGUUUGUUGUUUGCAAUUAUUAGUGUUUACCCUGUGCCAUUAAACUGGGUCCAUGUUUAUACGUUUUGGCUACUGGGCUUGUAAAUGAAAUAAGUAUGUUUGUAGUGCACAGUCAGUUUAUGUCGCUUUAUGUUGCUAAUUUAUUACACACGCAUGUUUGCAUGUCGUGAAUGAUAUGGAUAAUAACAACUACACAUGGAUUUGUGUUACAUGAGAGUACCAAUAGCUUAUGCAAACGUAUUAUUGUAUUAUUAAAAAAUAGAAUUGAUUGCCAUACACAUAUUAAAAAAAAUGAUAAAAUACUAUAAACACUGCAUUUUCCAACCAUAUCUGCAUCUCGUUGCUCGGUUGAGACGUUACGUAGAUGUAGCGCCGGAUUUCUUAUAAUUAAGCACGUGUACUGCAUUGAUGCGCAUGAACUUCUGGUGAUGUUUGUUGUCAUCCUAGAUUUUAUUGACUUUCGAGAUGUUUGUUAUGCAUUGUGAAUGACGUUUACAAUAAGCUGUGGAUACCUGUACGUGCCAAUAUACGAUUUCUGUUUUAGCUUUGUAGCGACUGUCAACUGUGGGGAAACCGGCUUUCAAGAGCUCGACAUCAUUGUAUAACUCACUAUCGUAUGCAUUGAACUGCCUAUUUCAUAUUAAAUACAAAACAUUCA